CCCCAAGGUCCUUUGCGGCGCUAGUUCCUUUCCGCUCGGCCGUUCUCCUACACAGGAGGCAGCCAUGGCGCCCAGCCGGAAUGGCAUGAUCCUGAAGCCCCACUUCCACAAGGACUGGCAGCGACGAGUGAGCACCUGGUUCAACCAGCCGGCACGGAAGAUCCGCAGGCGCAAGGCCCGGCAGGCGAAGGCGCGGCGCAUCGCCCCUCGGCCCGCGUCCGGGCCCAUCCGGCCCAUCGUGCGGUGUCCCACCGUGCGCUACCACACCAAAGUCCGAGCCGGCCGCGGCUUCAGCCUGGAGGAGCUCAGGGUGGCCGGCAUCCACAAAAAGGUGGCCCGGACUAUUGGUAUCUCUGUGGACCCGAGGAGGCGGAACAAGUCCACGGAGUCUCUGCAGGCCAAUGUGCAGCGCCUGAAGGAGUACCGCUCCAAGCUCAUCCUCUUCCCCAGGAAGCCCUCCGCCCCCAAGAAGGGAGACAGCUCGGCUGAAGAACUCAAAUUGGCUACUCAGUUGACUGGACCUGUGAUGCCCAUUCGCAACGUCUAUAAAAAGGAAAAAGCCAGAGCCAUCACAGAGGAGGAGAAGAACUUCAAGGCUUUCGCAAGUCUUCGCAUGGCCCGUGCCAAUGCCCGUCUCUUUGGCAUCCGAGCAAAAAGGGCCAAGGAAGCAGCAGAACAGGAUGUUGAAAAGAAAAAAUAAAUUUCUAAUAAAUCAGGUCAUUGAAA
Messenger RNA from Jaculus jaculus (lesser Egyptian jerboa), 726 nucleotides. It is a transcript of the gene Rpl13, whose product is annotated as ribosomal protein L13. Gene Ontology annotation, cellular component: ribosome; cytosolic large ribosomal subunit. The transcript is spliced from 6 exons. NCBI's taxonomy places the organism in Eukaryota, Metazoa, Chordata, Mammalia, Rodentia, Dipodidae. Gene Ontology annotation, biological process: translation. Gene Ontology annotation, molecular function: structural constituent of ribosome; RNA binding. Bases 65 to 700 code for a protein of 211 amino acids. The record is from RefSeq and is a predicted model, not a curated record.